CUUACCGUAUCCAGUGCGAUGAAGGAGGCCGUCUUGAUUGCAAGGACCAUAGCAGGCCACAGUUCUUUGAAAUUAUCAUUCUGCACAUCAAUAACAGGGACUACCAUGGAGGAUGUCAUAGCUACCUGGUUAAUAUUUGAGCACAGCCAAAAUGUUCGACGUCUGUAGCCUAACGUUAGCUAGAUAGCUAAGCUAAUGUUAGCUAGCUAGCUGAAGACAGUGGGAUCGAGUGACUAGACUUAUUGAAUGGCCGGGGAGCUCAUUGCAUGGUGUUUUCGGUUGUCCAAUGAAAGCGUUCUGUUCACUAGUAUGCGAUAUUCUUCACGUUAUCCCAGUUGGAAAGAUCCAAAUUCAUGGGGAAAAUGAAGCGUAGUUUAAACUGCAAAUAUUCUAACGUGGUCUGAAUAGGCCCUCUCAGAUUUUCCGUCAACACACAAAGGACCCCAGUACGCGUGGACCGUUUGUUUUUGAAAAUAUUUGUUUUACCUUUCUGUAAUCACUUACUUUUCAAUAUGAGGACAAUUUCGACUAAAUAUUUUUCUUAGUCAUCAUAAUUCGAAUUUUAACGCGUGAGAUGUUGUAUUUACUUCUCUUGGAAAAAUAUUUGAAGCAGGCAGUUACUUGGAUAGCGCUUCCCGGUGACGCUAGCAAACAAUCGUUGGGGCAAAUGCGCCAUUUUGGCUCAAACAGUCGGAAUUUACUUUCUUUGCAAUUUAUUAUUUUUUUUUCAGCAUGCUACGAACGUCGCUUAUUUUUUUUGUUAAUGGUUGGGAUGAGAUCAUGUUUCACCACAUUCUGUAUUUGGUGUUUUGUUUCCUAUGAGAACAAGUGUAACGUUCUGGUAGCAUUAGCCUCACCAAGCUACAUGCUAGUUAGCUGUAUCGUUUGAUUGCCAACAACACUGGCUGAUGGUUAGCUUGCUAGUUAUAUUUAGCUGUUUUGACUUGUUAGCUCGCUAGAUAUGGGUGGGUGCUCCGCUCCAAAUUGCUCAAACUCAACAACAAUUGGGAAGCAACUGUUUCGUUUUCCAAAAGAGCCUAUACGUAAGAAGAAAUGGCUUGUAAACUGCCGGCGUAAUUUUUUACCAACUCCACAUUCCAGACUGUGUCAGGACCAUUUUGAGCUGAGUCAGUUUGAAGAAAUCGCCAGGUCGCCAGCAGGGGGAAAGAAGCUGAAACCAAAUGCCGUCCCCACUCUUUUCAAUGUGCGUGAUCCACCUUAUCCCGUAACCCCACAGAUAGUGCUACCACUCAAGCCAGAGCCAGUGGAGAGGGAUCUCAAUGCGGGGGAUCAUGGCUACGCACGACGGCAAACAGCUCUGGGCAUGGAGGAAUAUGAUGCUGAGGAACUACACAAGGCAGAGGAACGUCCCUGCAUCCAUUGUCAACAUUACAGAACACUGCUGGAACAAGAAAUGCAACACACAGCCAGAUUACAGAAAGAGGUAGAGGAAAUGAAAAAGCGGAUGUUCAGACUGGACAGAAUAGAGAGGGGCCUCCAGACAUUUCUGUAUGAAGACCAGAUCCGCGCCCUGACACUGACCAAGCGUUCCCGGAGAGCUGUGUGGUCCCACGAGACAGUGCUGAAGGCCCGUAAGAUUCGAUGUGCGGUCGGUGGCAAGGGUUAUGAAUUCCUCCGGGAGUUAGGCUACCCCCUGCCAUCUUAUAGAACUUUAUGCAACCGCCUGGAUAACAAAAUCAUGGUGACGACAGCCAUGGGGUGUGAUGAGCUGGCAGAGCUAGGUCUAGGAAUCAUAUCCACAUGUGAUAGUCCAGAGGGAGAUGGGGACGUUGAGGCUUUCAUUGGAGUGAUCUCAUGAAAGAGAGAUUUUACAUUUAUUUAUUUAUUUCAAUGUGUUUCAUUUUGAAAGAAUGCAAUGCAAAAUUACAGGACAAUAGAGCAAAGACUGACUGUAGUAUGACAGCUAGUUGGCCUAUGUGGUGGAGAAAAUGUGGAAGCGUUUGCACAGUGGGAUAUGUGUGUGUGUGUUAAUGCAGGGGUGUCAAACAUACGGUUUGAGGAAAAAUAAGUAUAUAUUUUUUAAAUAGUUGGGGGGGAACAAACUCCAUAUACUUUAAAAUGACUAAAACCAAUUUUUAAUUAUUAUAAAGGACCUUUACAUUCAUACAGUUUUAUGACUGUCUAGCUCGCUAAUAAAAAACAAACAAAUUAAAACUAGAUAGUUAGGGAGCAUUGACAAUUCCAAGAAUGAUGGAUUGAGGACAAUGUUAGCAAAUUUUGACGCUAUAUUACAUUUUCAGUGCGGCCCACCAGGCCAUGAUGAAGACCGGAUGUGGCUCCCAGGACAAAAUGAGAAACCAAAUCCAAAACCAAGAACAAGUUUUGAAGGGAUACUUCAGGACACAAUGGAUACCAUUUGUAUAUCUGACUCUGGGGAAGUAGAUAAAGGGCCAG
This is a messenger RNA of Oncorhynchus gorbuscha (pink salmon), 2415 nucleotides long. Its product is annotated as THAP domain-containing protein 1-like. The record is from RefSeq and is a predicted model, not a curated record. Bases 962 to 1819 code for a protein of 285 amino acids. NCBI's taxonomy places the organism in Eukaryota, Metazoa, Chordata, Actinopteri, Salmoniformes, Salmonidae. Gene Ontology annotation, molecular function: sequence-specific DNA binding. The transcript is spliced from 4 exons.